Molecule: messenger RNA, 467 nt
Organism: Protomyces lactucae-debilis
Lineage: Eukaryota; Fungi; Ascomycota; Taphrinomycetes; Taphrinales; Protomycetaceae
Exons: 4
Coding region: 67-291 (74 amino acids)
Source: RefSeq, a predicted model, not a curated record
CAUCAACUUCAGCCAAAAGAAGUCCGCAGCGCUAGGCAAAGCUCGUGGUCGCGCCUAUAUUCAAACAUGUCCUUUUUCGUCCCCCUCUGCUUUGAAUUUGGCAGCGACAGAAAUCCCUGUAGAUGCAGGAUCCUGGGUCCAACGCUUGGAUUCGUUGCAAUGAUUCUUGUUGCCAUCAUUGCAUGGCCCGCUGGAGUGAUUGUUAUGUGCUGCAACCGGGACCAGGCCAACAAGCUAUUUGGCGCUCCAGCAGAAGCGAAUGGACAGGUUGGCAAUUUGAUACCGUUCUAGCACCCGGCAUUGAUGUCUGUGUGAGAACGCGAUACACUUCAUACCAAGCAAGUCCUGUUCUCGACUACGGCCGCAACGCGACACCCUAUGUCUUGAGCAUUCUACAUAGAGUCAUGGCUCUGACCGUUUGUGCUACCCUUGCCCGCUACCCAUGCUCUAUAUUGCCAUUUCUGCAU